Molecule: messenger RNA, 836 nt
Organism: Puccinia graminis f. sp. tritici CRL 75-36-700-3
Lineage: Eukaryota; Fungi; Basidiomycota; Pucciniomycetes; Pucciniales; Pucciniaceae
Exons: 3
Coding region: 1-786 (261 amino acids)
Source: RefSeq, a predicted model, not a curated record
AUGGCUGAUAACUCAUCUCCCCUUGCCCCAUAUUCUAAUGGUCAGGAGAUCGUGUUGAUCUCGUCUGAUACCGAGUCCACUCUGUCGGAAGGCGAGUUUACAGAUGAGAUGUCUGAUGACGACGCCACAGCGGACGGCUCCUCGGCUGAUGGCCGUUCCCCUCCUGAUCAAGCUGACCCAUACUCCUAUCAUGUCAUCUUCAUGGCCUCCUCGGAGGAAUCCGAUACCGACACUGAUUCUUCUGCUAGUGACGUCUCGGUGGAUGAAGCACCUGCAGCGCCUCCUCCCAGCCAUGUCGCCACAGAUGAUGAGCUCCGAGCGCUUGAGCAAGAGAUCUUUGACUACGACCCUUCAGUCGAUGGUUCUGGAUACACCACCGAUACCGACGCCGAUGCUGACUCGGAGAUGUCUGAUAUUCCCAUCGUUGCUGCGACCGUUUUCCGCACUCCGUCCCCGUCACUAGCUCCCCCAAUUCCUCUCAGCCCUCGCAACUUCCCACUCAACGAAAUCCGCGACCUCGAUGUCGAUGUGAUUCUCGAUCCUCGACUUCGAUACAACCCUUUCCGAUUCUUCCCCGUCCACACUCUGCCAGUGAUUCCUCCAGCCAAUCCGCCAUCUCUUCCGCGCCGAAUGUUUGAGUCUGUGUUUACCGACCUCGUCGAUCGCUUACGACACCUCCUCGCCAUGCUCAACUCUGGGCAGCCUAUCUAUCAUCAAAUUGAUGUGGUUGAAUUUACCCUCAACUCCGUCUGUGACUGGUUCUAUGUAUACCAGGCUUUCAAGUAAGUUUUUUCUUUUUUUCUUUUUUUUUUUUUUUUUUUUUUUUUCCUUUUGUG